Molecule: messenger RNA, 567 nt
Organism: Phaeoacremonium minimum UCRPA7
Lineage: Eukaryota; Fungi; Ascomycota; Sordariomycetes; Togniniales; Togniniaceae
Product: putative lipolytic protein g-d-s-l family protein
Exons: 1
Coding region: 1-567 (188 amino acids)
Molecular function (GO): hydrolase activity, acting on ester bonds
Source: RefSeq, a predicted model, not a curated record
AUGCUGGACGACGCGACUCUUCGGCAACUUAGCAAGACGCGAGGACAAACUCUCGAGAGGCUGCGUGGCGUCUUUAACGCUGGUGUCGGUGGUGACAGAAUAGAAAAUAUGCUCUACCGACUCAUCGGUAACAAGGAUGGAAGCAGGGAUCUUCAGGGUCUCGCCGAGGUGCUGCAAGGCAGGAACGUCAAGCUUUGGGUUGUGAGUGCAGGGACAAACAAUCUGCAAAAGAAGAAAGGGCUCGUCGAUGCGGAUGUUGACAAGAUGCGGCUACUGCUGGAUACACUUCUGAAAAUAUCCUCUCGAACGACGAAAAUGCUGUUUUCUGGCCUCACUUACCGUACGGACAUUGGAGAUCAACUAGUUGAUGAAGCCAACGAGAAAGUAUGCUUGCUGAUUAUGGCCAUGAAUCAAGAGUUUGGCUACGCAAGGAUUGAGUACCUACCUCCGGUAGCGGAUUUGGACAAAGGCCAGCAUCUUGCGGAUCACGUUCAUCUCAACGAAAGAGGUUACCAGAUGUGGGCUGAGAUUCUAGCACCGCGAGUGAUGGAGUUGUACGGGUCUUAA